Messenger RNA from Caenorhabditis remanei, 885 nucleotides. RefSeq lists its product as uncharacterized. The transcript is spliced from 7 exons. The coding region runs from base 1 to 885 and encodes 294 amino acids. Gene Ontology annotation, biological process: protein phosphorylation. The record is from RefSeq and is a predicted model, not a curated record. Gene Ontology annotation, molecular function: ATP binding; protein kinase activity. Lineage: Eukaryota; Metazoa; Nematoda; Chromadorea; Rhabditida; Rhabditidae.
AUGGAUAAAAUUUCAAACAUCUAUAACUUCGACGAACCUCCACCAGAAAAGCUUAGUUUGGAACUAUUCAUUAUUGAGAAAAAAAUUGGAAAAGGUCAAUUCAGUGAAGUUUUCCGUGCACAAUGCACAUGGGUGGACCUUCAUGUGGCUCUCAAAAAGAUCCAAGUGUUCGAAAUGGUUGAUCAGAAAGCUCGACAAGAUUGUUUGAAAGAAAUUGAUCUGCUCAAACAACUGAACCAUGUUAAUGUGAUCAGAUACUACGCAUCCUUCAUUGACAACAAUCAGCUAAACAUUGUACUCGAACUGGCCGAGGCAGGAGACAUGAGUCGGAUGAUUAAACACUUCAAAAAGGGUGGCCGCUUGAUACCUGAAAAGACAAUCUGGAAAUACUUCGUUCAGCUGGCUCGAGCAUUGGCUCAUAUGCACUCUAAACGGAUUAUGCAUAGAGACAUCAAACCAGCCAACGUCUUCAUUACGGGCAACGGAAUCGUAAAGUUGGGAGACCUGGGAUUAGGCCGUUUCUUUUCGUCAAAAACAACAGCUGCCCACUCUCUUGUGGGAACUCCUUAUUAUAUGUCUCCUGAAAGAAUCCAAGAAUCCGGAUACAACUUCAAGUCAGACCUCUGGUCCACUGGAUGUCUUUUGUAUGAGAUGGCUGCUCUCCAAUCCCCUUUCUACGGAGACAAAAUGAAUCUUUACUCUCUUUGCAAGAAGAUCGAAAACUGUGAAUACCCACCACUCCCAGCAGACAUUUAUUCGACUCAACUUCGCGAUCUUGUUUCUCGAUGCAUUCUCCCGGAAGCUGCAAGACGACCGGAGACUAAUGAGGUUCUUGAAGUUGCCGAACACAUGAACAACCACUUUUCUCCCUCCGAAGAGCAAUGA